This is a messenger RNA of Racocetra persica, 656 nucleotides long. Lineage: Eukaryota; Fungi; Glomeromycota; Glomeromycetes; Diversisporales; Gigasporaceae. The record is from the annotation of a GenBank genome assembly.
AUGACCACUAACGUUAAUGAAUUUGAAGAGCCUUUCUUAGCCGAUGAACAAAUUCAAAGUGAUUCAAUUAUCUCACCACAGACUUCUUCCAAACUGUCCUCUCCUCUCGAUAGUUUAAAAAUUUCUUCUACCAAAGUACUUGAAAAAAUUACUGAACGAACCCCUUGUCCAAAAUGCGAUAAACCAGUCAAAUACUUUUGUUACUGGUGCUACAUAAUUGUUGGCUGCGAUAGUAGCGAAUUACCAAGAGUGAAGUUACCAAUUAAAAUUGAUGUAAUUAAACAUCAUAAAGAAAAAGUUGGUAAAUCAACGGUUGCUCAUGCAAAAAUAAUAGCUCCGGAUGACGUUGAAAUUAUUUCUUAUUCACAAAUGCCAAAAAUUGAAAACCCGGGCCGUAUGUUAUUACUUUUUCCUGGUCCGAACUCCAAAACAUUACAAGAAAUACCAAGAUCCUCAUUUGAUAAACUCUUAGUAGUAGAUGGUACAUGGCGGCAGGCUUCAAAUAUGGCAAGGACUAAUCCUGAACUGAAAAAUAUUCCCACUAUCGAAGCUCUUUACUAUUUUUUGAAAGAAUAUAAUGAAGUUUAUGAAAUUCCAGAAGAAGCUAUUCAUUCUGAUGUUAGUGGAUAUGAUGGAAGAUAUGACAAUUUGUUAUG